Molecule: messenger RNA, 582 nt
Organism: Aaosphaeria arxii CBS 175.79
Lineage: Eukaryota; Fungi; Ascomycota; Dothideomycetes; Pleosporales
Exons: 3
Coding region: 125-343 (72 amino acids)
Biological process (GO): nucleotide-excision repair, preincision complex assembly; nucleotide-excision repair; transcription by RNA polymerase II
Cellular component (GO): transcription factor TFIIH holo complex; transcription factor TFIIH core complex
Source: RefSeq, a predicted model, not a curated record
AACUUUAGGACCUUGAUGGUUCGUACGAAAUUCUACUACGUUACUUUACUCGCACUUCAUCCGCGCGCGUCUUUCAACUUCCACCACCACCUCUCCUCCUCAUCCAGUACGGUUACCUCUCACCAUGGUCAAGGCCGUCAAGGGCACCCUCGUCAAGUGUGACGCAUCCAUCAAAGCCAUGCUGGUGGACAUUGACAGCAAACGAAACAACGAAUUCAUCAUCGAAGAUCUCGACGAAGAGCAUGUACUUGUCAAGGAAACGAAGGUCAAGGAAUUGAAACAGCUGCUACAAUCGAUGUUGAAGGAACGACUCAAAGAACCCGAAAGCUCGGAUUCAGAAUAACAUGCUAAGGUAUCUCGCAGAGCCUCACGGCUCAUCUGCUUAUGCCACGCUGUAUCCCCCGUGUCCGACGGGUACUUCCUCCAUCGCCGCUUCACGAAUUGCCUCUCCACACUCGUUUACUUGGUCUCCUUCUGUGCGGCACCCUCAACGGCAUGAAUCCAAGGUGCGCGGCUGCGGGUGAAGAGCUCUGCGCCCGCCUUGUAGUUGUUGAUCGCGUCAGCAUCGUCGAGAGUUCCGAC